Corylus avellana is the source of this 2476-nucleotide messenger RNA. Its product is annotated as subtilisin-like protease SBT5.4. Gene Ontology annotation, biological process: proteolysis. NCBI's taxonomy places the organism in Eukaryota, Viridiplantae, Streptophyta, Magnoliopsida, Fagales, Betulaceae. Gene Ontology annotation, molecular function: serine-type endopeptidase activity. The record is from RefSeq and is a predicted model, not a curated record.
CAGAGCUUCAAAAACAGGGGAUCCCAGAGCUUCUGUUCUCUGGUCUCAAUAAAAAUGAAAGGAAUGGGUCUUUCAAUUCUUUCUCCUUUUCUGCUUUCAUUUGUUCUUUUCUCUCUGUCGCAUACGCCCUCCAUUGCCGCUAAAAAGUCUUAUAUAGUGUACAUGGGAGGACAUUCACACCUCUUGGAGCCUUCAUCGGCUGAUCUCGACAGUGUGACGAAUUCUCAUUAUGAUUUGCUUGGAACAGUCUUAGGAGGCGCUGAGAAGGCUAGGGAUUCAAUCUUCUACUCAUAUACAAGAAAUAUUAAUGGCUUUGCCGCAAAUCUCAACGAGGAAGAAGCAGCAGAGAUUGGAAAGAAUCCAAAUGUUGUAUCAGUUUUCGAAAACCUGCCAAGACAACUGCACACAACACGAUCAUGGGAUUUUCUUGGACUUAGUGAUGGAGUACCUGGUGGCAGUGGGCUAUGGAAAAGUGCAAGGUUUGGUGAAGACACAAUCAUUGGAAACCUCGAUACCGGUGUUUGGCCGGAAUCAAAGAGCUUCAGUGAUGAAGGAUUGGGCCCCAUCCCGUCGAAGUGGCGCGGUGUCUGUGAUCAAGGCUACAAAAAUGGUCUUCAAUGCAACAAGAAGCUGAUCGGAGCAAGGUACUUUAACCAAGGCUUUUCCGCCGGUACAAAUAUUCAUCUCAACGAAUCCUUUAACACAGCUCGUGACUUCGACGGCCAUGGCUCCCACACCUUAUCUACAGCGGGCGGUAACUUUGUGGCCGGAGCUAAUGUUUUCGGCAUCGGCAACGGCACUGCAAAGGGAGGAUCACCGAAAGCCCGUGUGGCUGCCUACAAGGUCUGCUGGACUGCGGAGAAUAUAAGUUCUUGCUACGACGCGGAUCUCCUGGCUGCCUUUGAAGCUGCCAUAACUGACGGUGUUGAUGUGCUUUCUGUUUCUAUCGGUGGCGGCCCCUCUGAAUUUGCCAAUGAAGCGAUAUCAAUAGGUUCCUUCCAUGCUGUUAAGAAAGGCAUUGUUGUUGUUUGCUCCGGCGGAAAUUCUGGACCAAGUCCGGGGACCAUAACAAACGUGGCGCCCUGGAUAUUCACUGUUGCAGCCAGUACUCUUGACCGGGAGUUUGCAAAUACUGUCGCUCUUGGCAACAAGCUGAAUUUCACGGGAACAAGUCUUUCAGGAGCCUUGACACCUGCUAAUUUCUACCCAGUGAUCAGUGCUGCAGAUGCCAGAGCUGCUAAUACAUCCCCUGAGGAUGCUCUGCUUUGUCCGGCUGGAGGCCUUGAUCCAGUGAAGGUGAAAGGAAAGAUUUUGGUGUGUCUUCGAGGGAUAAAUGCAAGACUUGAUAAGGGACGUCAAGCCCUUCUGGCAGGUGCUGUGGGUAUGAUUUUGGCUAAUGAUAAGAUCACUGGGAAUGAAAUUAUAUCUGAUGCUCAUGUCAUCCCCGCUUCACAUAUUAAUUACACCGAUGGCCUACAACUCUUCGCUUACAUUAACAGCACCGAGAAUGCAACGGCUUACAUUUCUCCUGUACAGACAGUAUUGGGAACAAAGCCAGCUCCAUCUAUGGCUUCAUUCUCAUCAAGAGGGCCUAGUCUCGUUGAGCCAACAAUCCUCAAGCCUGAUAUCACAGCACCAGGGGUGAACAUACUUGCUGCAUACAGCGAAGGAACAAGUCCAACAGAUGAAGACUCUGAUAAACGUCGUGUUCCUUUCAAUAUUGACUCUGGAACUUCCAUGUCCUGCCCUCAUAUUUCUGGCAUUGCCGGCCUUCUCAAAACGCUCCAUCCCGACUGGAGCCCUGCAGCAAUUAAAUCUGCAAUCAUGACGACUGCAAAAAUCCGUGACGACAAAAAGCAAGGAAUAUUGGACUUAGCCAAUAAUGCCCCAGCCACACCAUUGGCCUACGGUGCAGGACACGUGCAACCAUCCCAUGCGGCGGAUCCUGGGCUGAUUUAUGAUCUAACCGUUAAUGAUUACUUGAACUUCUUAUGCUCUUUUGGGUACAACGAGACCAUAAUCAAAGUAUUUGCCGGCGAGCCGUACACAUGUCCUACGUCUUUCAAUAUGGCAGACUUCAACUACCCUACAAUCGCAGUUCCUAAUCUCUUUCAAAAUGAAAGUACGGUGAUUGUUACUAGAACAGUAACUAACGUCGGAGCUCCGACCUCCUCGUACCAAGUGCGUGUUAGGGAACCUGACGCAGUUUCGAUCGUGGUUGACCCUCCAACAUUGAAUUUCAAGGCGGUCGGUGAAAAGCAGACCUUUAAGGUUACUUUGAAGCCCCUGGGACGGGGUGCUCAGCGCUAUGUUUUUGGAGAAAUGGUUUGGUCAGAUGGGACGCACAAUGUCAGGAGUCCUAUCGUAGUGGAGUAAUAAUAUAAGGAGGACUAGAAUCCUUCUAGUGAUCAUUUGUUAGACCCUUCCAUUUUUCUUUUAGUUUUUUUUUUUUUUUCUUCUGAAAAUGUAUUUAUUC